AUGGAUUCGAGUAAACGUCCACACUCACCUUACUCUUCACCACGUAACCCUCCUCGUCAGUCACCUUCACCUGGGCCAACUCAAGCUUCAAUUUCCAUGAAAGUAGGGAGGUGUUCGAGCGAUACAUUUGCCCUGACAAAUUAUCUAUUCGUUAGCCCCAAAGAUUUUUCCCCUAAUGUUCGAUAUGUAAUUAUCGACGAUCAAUUCGUUUUUAGCAUUAAGUUAGAUGAUAAUCAAUCUCCUCGUCUAAUAGGAACGACUAUGAUGCAUCGACGAUGGGCUUCUUUAUCUUUGAAUCAAGAAGUUUCAGUUGCACCAUAUGACCCUGCUUAUGAAAGUCCAUAUCAUUAUUUAGGAAAAAUUGAACUGGAAGUAGGAUUUCAUCGUAAGCAUCAAGAUAGUAAAGAACAUUUUGAUACGGAUGAAAUGUCAAGGAUAUUUUGUCAGUCAUUCAAUGGUCAAAUCUUUUCUAACGGCCAGCACCUUAUCUUUGAUUUUCAUGGUGUUAAUCUGACGAUUGUUAUAAAGAAUAUACUUCACGUAAUUGAUUCUUCAGAAUUACAAAGAAAUUUUACAGGAGAAAAUUUAUCAAGUCAAGAAAUCCUACGCAGUGGAAUGCGUGGUAUUUUAACUCCACAAACAGGAAUUCAUUGGACGAAAGACGCAGACUCUUCAAUUCGAUUACAAGGUUCAUCGAAAAGUACAGCUUCCAAUGCUAUUAUUCAACCGGAUUUCAAAUUUGAAGAUAUGGGGAUUGGUGGUUUAGAUACUGAAUUUAGCGCCAUAUUUAGACGUGCCUUUGCCUCGAGAAUAUUUCCUCCAAGUUUAGUGGAAAAGCUCGGAAUACAACAUGUUAAAGGUAUUCUCCUUUAUGGACCACCCGGUACGGGUAAAACGUUAAUGGCACGGCAAAUCGGCAAAAUGCUUAACGCCCGUGAACCUAAGAUUGUUAACGGUCCUGAAAUUUUAAAUAAAUAUGUUGGUCAAUCUGAAGAAAAUAUACGUAAAUUAUUUGCUGAAGCGGAAAAAGAGUAUAAAGCAAAGGCUGAGGAUUCUGGGCUUCAUAUCAUCAUCUUUGAUGAACUAGAUGCUAUUUGUAAGCAACGUGGAGGCAAGAGUGAUGGAACGGGAGUGGGAGAUAGUGUUGUAAAUCAAUUGUUGGCCAAGAUGGAUGGUGUUGAACAGCUAAAUAAUAUUUUAAUCAUCGGAAUGACUAAUCGAUUGGAUUUGAUUGACGAAGCGUUAUUGCGUCCAGGUCGUUUAGAAGUACAUAUGGAAAUCGGUCUUCCUGACGAGAAUGGUAGACUUCAAAUAUUGAAUAUUCAUACAUCUAAGAUGAGACAAAACGACAUCAUGGAUUCCGAUGUUGAUUUAGAAGAACUUGCUAGUUUGACAAAGAAUUUUAGUGGUGCUGAAAUUAAUGGGCUUGUUAAAAGUGCCAGUUCAUUUGCAUUUAAUCGACACGUUAAAGUAGGAACACUUGCUGGCGUAACACCAGAUAUGGAAAAUAUGAAAGUCAAUAGAAAUGAUUUUUUAGCGGCAUUAGACGAAGUACAUCCCGCGUUUGGGGUCAGUGACGAAGAAUUACAACAAUGUGUACAUAACGAGAUUAUCAAGUUUUCUUCUAAUAUUGAGAGAAUAUUAUCAGAUGGACAACUUUACAUUGACCAAGUUAGAAAAAGUUCUAGAACUCCACUUGUCAGUGUGCUUUUGCAUGGGCCUCCGGGUUGUGGUAAAACGGCUUUGGCAGCUACUAUGGCGAUGUCAUCCGAAUUUCCGUUUAUUAAAUUAAUCUCACCGGAAAGUAUGGUGGGAUACUCGGAGUCAGCUAAGAUGAACGCAAUUAAUAAAGUAUUCAAUGAUUCGUACAAAUCACCCUUAAGUGUUAUCGUUAUAGAUAAUAUUGAGCGACUUCUUGACUGGGUUCCAAUUGGACCUAGAUUCUCAAAUUCUGUUUUGCAAACGUUAUUGGUUUUGCUUAAAAAAAGACCACCUAAAGAACGUCGUCUUUUAAUAUUUGCGACGACAAAUGAAAGAUCGGUACUUGAGCAAAUGAAUAUGUCCGAUUGUUUUAAUUCGGAGAUUUAUGUUCCAAAUAUCGUAGAGUUAUCUUUCGUGGACUUCGUACUUGAAGAGUUAGCUUUAUUUAAUGAUGAUGAGAGAAAUCGAGCUUUAGGUGCAUUGCAACAAGAUGGUUUCAAUUUAAAUAUUGGAAUUAAAAAGCUUUUGAUGAUAAUUGAGAUGAGUCGGCAAGAUGUUGAUAAAGUUGACAAAUUUGUUAGUACUAUUAUGGGAUUGUAA
Funneliformis geosporum is the source of this 2301-nucleotide messenger RNA. Lineage: Eukaryota; Fungi; Glomeromycota; Glomeromycetes; Glomerales; Glomeraceae. The record is from the annotation of a GenBank genome assembly.